Schistosoma spindalis is the source of this 2742-nucleotide messenger RNA. NCBI's taxonomy places the organism in Eukaryota, Metazoa, Platyhelminthes, Trematoda, Strigeidida, Schistosomatidae. The record is from the annotation of a GenBank genome assembly.
UUCUGUUUAUUUGUUUUUUUUUUUGCUUCGAUAAAAAAAAAUGAUCAAAAUUGAUAGUUUACUACUGAAAUUGAUGGAAGUAAUGGUAAAUUAACAUUAUGGCAAUUUUUAUUGGAACUAUUAUUAUCAAAUAAAUAUGAACAUAUUAUAAGAUGGACAAAUAAACGUGGUGAAUUUAUUUUAGUACAAGCUGAAAUUGUUGCAAAAUUAUGGGGUAUGCGUAAAGAUAAAAAUCAUCGUAUGAAUUAUGAUAAAUUAAGUCGUGCAUUACGAUAUUAUUAUCAAAAAAAUAUUAUACGUAAAGUACAUGGACGUAAAUUUGUUUAUCAAUUUAUAGGAUUAAAAAAUUUAAUUAAAUUUUGUUGUACAUCAAUUAAUUCAACACCAAUAACAACAUCAAUUACAACAUCAAUAAUAACACCAACAGUAGUGACUUCAGCAUUACAACAAACAUUGACACCAUUAAACAAUUUACCAAUACAUUCAAAAAUUGAUGAUAUUGAUUUACCAGUAGCAUCUUCAUUAUAUCAUAAUGCUGGUAAAUUAAAUGAAUUAUAUAAUCAUAAUCAAAAACAACAUCAAGAUUGGUUUUAUACACCUUCUCAUAAUAUUAAAUUUUAUGAAAAUCAUAGUGAUUGUAAACAUACUACUACUAGUAAUACUACUAAUAAUAUUCUAAAUACUAUUACUAAUGUGAAUAACUGUACUUUAACAUCUACACAAACUGACAAAGCUUCAAAUUUGAACUGUUCAACUAAUAACUCAAUAUAUUCUCCGAAUAAUUUGGAUAUAGCAACAAUUACAACAUUUAUCAAUUCAUAUUUGAAUAAGAACAACUACGAAACGAAUACCAUUACAAAUAAUAAUAAUAAUGAUCAUGAUAAUAACAAUAAUAAUAAUGACAAUAAUAUCUUGCUAAAUCAUGUUGGUGAAUCAACAUCAACCUUGUCUGAUCCAAGUCAGAUUAAAGCUUCACAUGAGAUUAACGACUUAAGUGAUUUUAUUUCUUCUUGGGUAUCUAUGAUGUCACAAAGUAAUUAUCUCAAUAACUUUCGAUUAAUGGAAUGUUUUAAGCAAUCAGGUAAUUUAUUGAACCUGUUUAAUUGUCAUAAUAUCGAACAAUUCAAUGUUGAUCAAGAAAAACAAAUAUAUUCAACUGAUACAUGUUGUCGAAUAGAACAAAACAAUUCAAUGUUAAAUAAGGAGAAAAUUAUUACCAAUAUUACCGAUAAUAAUCAAUUUAUAAAUAAUCAAAAUAUUGAUAAUUGUCCAGUGAAUUUACAUGCUAAUUAUCAUCCGGACUUGAUGAAUAAUUAUGAUUCAGAAUUAUGGAAAGUUGAAGAUUUUACACAGUAUGAAAAAGAUAAUCCAAUGAAUUUUACUGCUACAAAUUUAAGAACAUCUGAUAAAUUACAAUUUAAACAAUAUUGUAAUCAAGACAACAGACCUCGAUCACCGUAUUGUGAAUGUAGUUGUCAUUCACAAUUAACACAUGAAUCUAAUUAUCCUCUAAUGCAAAGUAUACAACACCAAAUUAAUUCAUCUCAUUUAACAGACAAUAAUAAUAUCAUAGAAAAGUUAAGAGAUUAUUCAAAUAAACAAUCAAUAACUGGAAAUUCUGAUGAAUUACCAACCAAGUUACAUAAUAAACGUCAUUCAAUUAAUAUGAAACGUUUAGGUGAGCAACUGACACGUUUAAAUCAUUUAAACUCAACGGGAAAUUAUUCAAAUAAUAAUUUAAUGUUUAUAAACAAAUAUUCUCCAAUAAAUAAUAAUAAUAAUUUAACAAAAUCGAAUCUUAUAAAAGAUGAACAAAUUGCUAAUCAUAAUGAAGAUAUUAAUAGGAAUGAUUAUUAUUCUACUGGUGAAUGUAAGAUACCACUGACAAAAAAUGUCAUGUUAUCUGGUUCGAAAAUGGCGUCGAAUUUAAAUUCUUCAACAGUAAACACCACGUACAACAAUAGUAGAGCUGAUAACACGAGUAUGUCAUCCUUACCGACGUUAUCUAUGUCAGAGAAUAAAUGUGUAUGGAUGCCCGUACCUGUGACUAUGCUGAAUUCAUGGUUUAAUUUACUAUCAAACAUAAAAGGUCUUAAUAACAAUUCGAUAAAUCAAUCGAAUUUUAUGACAUUAUCCUCCUUCUCCACUUCCUCCUCAUCGACAUCAUCAAUGUCGUCAGCAUCUUUAUCAUCAUCAUCAUCAUCAGUGAAUAACAAUUAGACUGUUGUAAAUUUUUAAAAGUUUAAUAAUCAUUGCAUGAAACACAUACUAUCAUUUACAUUUCACUUUAAAUGAUCAUCAAAUUUAUACACAUCCUCGUUGGAUUGUACUAAUUAUUCUAAAUACUUUUUGUUAUCAUAAAUGAUAUGUGUAAACAUUCCACAUAUGAAAAAUAGUUAUAUAAUCAUACUUGUGUUAUGUAUGAUCAAUUGUAUAUUAAUUUAAUUACAUUGAACAAAUUCACUAACGAAAGUAAACUGACCUGAAAAUCUUGAAAAGAAAAAUAAUCAUAAGGCAAAACCUAACAACCGAUGCAUUUGUUUAUUUCAUUAUCUUUUUUUUUCUAGUUUUAGUGAAAAAAAAAACAGUAAAACAAUACUAUUAUUUCAGUUUAUUUUGUUUAGCCUAUAAUUUUCUUGCUAUUCUAAACGAAUAUACAUUCUUAUGAGUGAUAUUUAAAGUUUGUUUUUCUUAUGCCAUCCCAGAUUCAUGUUGAUGUGAUAAUAUACUUAUAUAUUUGUG